Molecule: messenger RNA, 2850 nt
Organism: Clarias gariepinus (North African catfish)
Lineage: Eukaryota; Metazoa; Chordata; Actinopteri; Siluriformes; Clariidae
Gene: dnaaf2
Product: dynein axonemal assembly factor 2
Exons: 3
Coding region: 181-2193 (670 amino acids)
Biological process (GO): axonemal dynein complex assembly
Cellular component (GO): cytoplasm
Source: RefSeq, a predicted model, not a curated record
CACAGACACGCUUUUAAACGCGAAACUUCCGGUUUACCCAAAAGGAAACGAGAACAGGUUUCCAUGGCAACGUAGACACAGAGCCGCCGACCUGAACGGGAAAGCGCGUGCAGCAGAAUCUUCGUUAUCAACCUUCGCUGCAGAAAUCCGGCCUAGCAAUUUCUGUGCGAUUAAUUCAUCAUGGAUUUUGAGAACAAACUAGAAGAACUUAACAUGACACCAGAUGAAAUAAACCAUUUCACUAAAGCCAUGAAGAACGAGAAGUUUCGUGAGCUGCUCCAUGAAUACGCAGAGGAAAUAUCAAACCCUGAGAACAAGAAGAAGUAUGAGGAGGAAAUCACACAGCUGGAGCAGGAGAGGGGCAUGGAGGUCAAAUUUAUCCACCCCAGUCCCCAUCAUGUGCUGAAGACCAGUGUGAAUGGAAAAGAGAAGUGUUUUAUCAACAUCUGCUCGAAUAAUCUAAUCAACAAGCCUACAUGUGAAGCCAGAGCGAAUGAACAGGGCCAGGUUGGACAGUGCUGGUCACUGCCAUACAGUCUAACACCUGGCAGGCCUGAUAGAGACAGCAGGGGCAAUAAGUGUAUGAUAUAUGAUGUUGUUUUUCAUCCAGACACACUCUACAUGGCAGGCAAGAACACAAGAUUCAUGAAGCUUGUGAACAGAACUGCUACUCAAGGGGUCGAGACCGCCUUUAAAGUCACACUGGAGAAAGCCUAUAAGUUAUUGAAAAAAAUCCAAUACAAGGGUGUGCCUCAGCCAGCUGUAAUACGUAAACCAAUCCCAGGUCAGCCCAGGAACAAGGAAUCCUCUUCGCAUGAUGGAGCUUACCCAGACACUAUGCCAAUCGAAAAUCCUGCACUUUCCUUACCUUCUCUUACUCAAAGUUCUGUCAAACAAAGUUCUUCACUGCCUAUACAACCACACUACAUGGUUAAAUAUAGAUCAUUUGUUGAUCUGCAGGACUACAGAUGCUCCAGAGACUCAGCUCCAAGUCCACGCCCAAAAGAGAUUAUCAUAACCAUAGAUUUACCCCUUCUUAAAACAGCAGCAGAUAUUGACCUAAAUGUGACUGACAGAAAUCUGACUUUAGCGUCUCGAAAGCCAAACUACAAAUUGGAGCUAAAGUUAUCCUAUCCUGUGGAUAGUGACAAAGGAGAAGCCAAAUUCAACAAAGCUACAAAAGAGCUCGUCAUAACUCUGGCUGUACAGCCAGCUAAAAACCCUGCUGUGGGUUAUAUUGAGGGAAAUCAGUCUGAAAGUGAUGAUAGAGAUUUGAUGAAGAGUCCAGAUAAACCAGAUGAAGCACAGCAUGAUGCAGAACUGGUCACAGAACAUACAGAACAACAGAAUUUCUCCGAUACAUGUUCUGAAGCACAGCCUCAGGAAAACAGGCCUGAACAAGAAGAGGAAAAAGAUACACAUCUCCACUCUAAUGAUAAAAUUACCUCUUUGGAAUCCGAAUCUAAUCCUUUACAUUUGGCAGAUGCAACACCAACUCCUGAAAUAAACCACACUGACACAUCCAGAUCAUCGGAAAAUGCCAUGAAUAUGCCAAAACAUGGUUUCUUUCCCAGUUCACAUAUAUGUACCCAUAAUAUGUCUGUAAAGCUUCAUGCUAAUGAAGAGACUGGCAAGGAUAAUCUUCCCUCAGGCACUAAAUCAGUACAACAUUCUGCCAUGGCACCUGCUGUAAAGCUUGAAGAUUUUACACAAUUUUCUCUAAUGGAUGGAACAGAAAAUGGGUCACCACUCGAGGUUCCUGCAAUGGAGUCACAAAUACAACAGGCUGCAACACAUGUGGACGAAACUUUGCAGGAUGUUCGAAAUAAUCCUGCAAACACAUCCAACUGGUUAAUGGAAAAAACUGAGGUACCGGUCAUCAGUGAUGGACCAACCCAACUUAAUUCUCCAUUAGACAAAGAUAAUACAAAUAAUUCAUGUGAAGUUCAAGUGAUUAAGGCAUUGUCUAAGGAAGAAAAUAGUUGUAGUAAUCUCAGUUCCACCCUAAUGCAACUAAAUGAGCAAAUGGAUAGUGCUGAUUCUUCCAAACAGACCAAAACAAAUAUUACUAUGACCACUCCUGCUAUCCUUAGAGAGAAAAAUCCUGAAGAUAGCAGUGAGGUCAUUAUUGUUGACCAGACCACUUCUGUUGCCCUCUCCUUUCAAAACUCUCUGUGGUUUGAGCUUGACUAACAACAUGACCAACAACAUGCUUAACUUUAAGUAUUUUAUUAUUUUAUUAUAUAGGUUUUAGUGAUGUUAUAGUAACACAUGAUUGGCAUAGGUACCCAAAUAAAAAUAUCAGUUUGUAAUAUUGUCAAUCAUUAAAUAAAUGACAUUUCUAAAUUCAAAACUUAAUUUUCCUGUUUUUUUUGCAACUCAGCGGCUGAGGAUUUGUAUUUUGCCGAAGUCUGUUCACGUGGUGUUUGUGUGUUUCUCUUGCUAUGGGAGUUGCAGUCCUGCAGUACAAAGACAUGCAGUGUAGAAUGAUUGUGUUUCCAAAUUAUUCAUACAAUAUGAUUGGGUGUGUCUGUGCUUAUGCCCUGCCUUGUGCUCUGACAUUAGUUUCUUUGGUUGGAUAGGGUCUAAGCCCCCCUGCAACUAGUGUGGAAAUAGAUGAAUUAAUUAAAUAUCCCAAUUUAUUCAUUCACUGCUCUUUUGCAAGAAGGUUUCCUCUCCAGCCUUUAAUAAUAGUUGGUGAUUUUAUGAUUUUUCUGGUUUCUUUAAGCAAUGAUCUUAACUCUUCAGCCCUUUCUAAACGUUUUGCAUUUUGGGAAAUGACUUAUGAGGCAUACAAAAAUAAACUAAGUAAUGCCUUUUAGGCGGCUGUAAGUUUAUAUGAAUAAGACU